GUCGAAGUGUUUUAGUCAGCAGGUAGAUUCCCCACAGCGGAGAUUUUUAUGUGGAGAAAAAAGUGUUUAUUAUGGCCCAAAGAUGUAUUUUAUCACUUUCACGGCAUUUCCAAUUGACUAGAGUAGCAUCCCCAUUGUGUCCCCCAAGUGGUCUCUUCAAAUCAAGCCGUUUUGUCAGAAAUAUCGCUCCACAGCGCAACUAUGCUGCCGACGUGAACAAGUCAAAUCAGGAAGCUCAGGCAGGUCCUCAGCUUCUCAGCAAACUUUUCCCACACACAGCGGUGCCCGAGAAGAGUCAGCAGGAUGUGGAGAAGGAGCAGAAGAAGCAGGAAGAAGAGAGCAAGAAAGAGAAGGAAAAGUCCUGGAAACACAUGAAGAUUGGGUUUAUGGUGUUUGGAGCUUCAGCUGGGAUGCUGGGAGCAUGGGCUAUUUAUGAUUUAGGGGCUCCAGAGAGAGAUCCCGCUGGGAAGGUAAUUGAGGAUGAAUUUAGCAAUAUGCCAGUGGUUCAGCAGUACUUCCGGAGGAUGUGGAAGAACCUCACGUACUACCAGAAGAUGAUUCAGGAACCCUCGAGAGAGAAACUUCUGCCAGAUCCUGUAAAACCUCCGUACAUUCAGCCAACUUACACACUUGUCCUGGAGAUGAAGGACGUCCUGGUGCAUCCGGAUUGGACGUACCAGACAGGUUGGAGAUUCAAGAAACGACCUGGAGUGGACAAUUUCCUGGAACAACUGGCCAGACACUUUGAAAUUGUGGUCUAUACGGCUGAUCAAGGAAUGACAGUCUUCCCCAUCCUGGACGCCCUGGAUCCCAAUGGCUACAUCAUGUACCGCCUGGUCAGGGACGCCACACAUUUUGUCGAUGGACACCACGUCAAAAACCUGGACAAUCUCAACAGGGACUUGAGCAAGGUGAUUGUCGUCGAUUGGGAUCCAAAUUCAACAAAACUCCAUCCGGAGAAUACCUUCAACAUCUCCAGGUGGACAGGAAACGACGAUGAUGCAACUCUCUUCGAUCUGGUGGCGUUCCUCAAGACAAUUGCCGUUUCGGAUGUCGAGGACGUCCGGGAAGUCCUGCAGUACUACAGGCAGUUUGACAAUCCCCUGGGACAGUUCCGGGAGAAUCAGAGGAAGUUCUACGAGCAGGUGCAGGAGAAGGAGAGGGAAGAAUCGGCAAAGCCAGUGGCUCCAGUUAAGAAGUGGACACCGAGUUUCCUGGCCAGUAAGUAGCUUUGAGUUUCCAUUUUCACAACAGAUGCAUCCUCAUGAGGAAGAAUAAAUACGGAAGAAGCUUAAA
Molecule: messenger RNA, 1296 nt
Organism: Phlebotomus papatasi
Lineage: Eukaryota; Metazoa; Arthropoda; Insecta; Diptera; Psychodidae
Gene: ttm50
Product: mitochondrial import inner membrane translocase subunit TIM50-C
Exons: 3
Coding region: 72-1229 (385 amino acids)
Molecular function (GO): phosphoprotein phosphatase activity
Source: RefSeq, a predicted model, not a curated record